Molecule: messenger RNA, 717 nt
Organism: Closterium sp. Naga37s-1
Lineage: Eukaryota; Viridiplantae; Streptophyta; Zygnematophyceae; Desmidiales; Closteriaceae
Source: the annotation of a GenBank genome assembly
AUGGCAUCCGCGCCGCUCCGACCGAAUGGCAUCCGCGCCGCUCCGACCGAAUGGCAUCCGCGCCGCUCCGACCGAAUGGCAUCCGCGCCGCUCCGACCGAAUGGCAUCCGCGCCGCUCCGACCGAAUGGCAUCCGCGCCGCUCCGACCGAAUGGCAUCCGCGCCGCUCCGACCGAAUGGCAUCCGCUCCGCUCCGUCCCGUGCUCCCUUCGCCCUUACGGGAGUGCUGCCCUCCUUCCACCACAUCACCCACCUCACAUCGCUAUACAGACUGUCUGCUGCUUACAACUACGUCACAUCCACAGCAGACGCCUUCCCGUUCAACACCACCAGCCCAGACCCAGACGACCCGUCAGGAGGCCACAGCGCGUGCCUCUUCACCCACAACUGCCUUGAGUGGGUCUGCUGCGGCUAUGGGCUGAACCAGAGGCGUGACAGCGAGUGCCGGGCGUUCUGUGGGGUGCAAGUGGGCUUUCAAGUGCAGCCGCUCACAGAGCAGAGGCUUACCUCCCCGUGCAGUGGGCAUGGCAUGUGCUCCUUCGUGCCGGACCCGUCUCACGCCAUGUCUCCUUGUGAUGAAGACGAGGAGUUCUGGCCACCCCACUGUGAACCUGUGGGGCAGUGCACCUGUGAUGAGGGGUACACGACAGGGACUACAGCUGGCACGUGCGUCUCUCGCGAUACCCUGCCGGUGCCUCAAGGUAUGCUUGUGGAUUAA